This is a messenger RNA of Penicillium vulpinum, 330 nucleotides long. RefSeq lists its product as uncharacterized. Bases 1 to 330 code for a protein of 109 amino acids. NCBI's taxonomy places the organism in Eukaryota, Fungi, Ascomycota, Eurotiomycetes, Eurotiales, Aspergillaceae. The record is from RefSeq and is a predicted model, not a curated record. The transcript has 2 exons.
AUGUUGGCUAUAACCCUUGCCCUCCUGUAUAAAGGUGAGUAUGAACAACCAUUCCAGAAAAUUGAGCUCCGAAUAACAUCCUCACAGUAUUGGAUAAUUAUGCCUGAGCUCGAUAAGGACAAGAACAAAGAGACGCCUUCGAGUCCUCUCCCCAAAGAUCUUCAAGAUCUCGUGGAUAAGGAUGAAGAGGAUAGAGAAAUCCGCGCCGACUACGAAAAUUCAUGGACCACAACACGUUCCGAGGAUAACGAUUCUACCGAAUCUGUGAACACAUCAGAAAAUACGAAAGAUCAACUGCUGGAUAGAGGAGCGGAAAAGAAAAAACAAUGA